AUGGCAAACGUGGACAUUCUGCAAUGGACGCAAUUCUACCCAUUAUACCCUGUGAAAGGGUUGAGACCAUCAUCACUGCGAAAAUCAUCCUUCUCCAGCAGCAGCAGCAUCAACAACGCUUGUCCGCCCCCGCCGCCCACUCCACACCAAUUGACCAACAGCGGCAACAACAGCAGCAGCAGCCACCAACACCAGAACCAGCACCAGCACCAGCAUCACCACCAAUCCCAGCACAGACGUCCGAGCAACAGCCACGCACACAACGAAGCUGGCAGCUUGGCCACAAAACCCGCUGCAAAUUUGCUCGAUAGCAAUCAAUUGCAAGUGAACUACUUCGAGUUCCCACCAACCACGCGCAGUGGAACGCUGCUGUUGGCCCCCACCUCAUCAACACCAGCGCUCAAUUGCAACGUCGGCAACGGUUCCCAGUACUCAGCAGUUGCCACAGCAGCCGCUUCGACAGCCUGCGCUCUCCUUGCCACCUGCCAAGCGGGCACCACUUCGGCGAACAACUCACCCAAGAGUGCUGCUGGGCAGCAUCACACUUUUCUUCGGCAACAACAGCAACUGUUGCAGCUACAGCGACCACCACAGGUAGCCACAGCAACAACAGCAACAACAGCCGACAGCAUGGGCAGACGCGAGAUAAAACGUUCUAACACCAGUGGCUCAACCACAAGAUCCUAUGACAGCGGUAGCGCAACAACAAAUUUCGUCGGAAAGUUCACACAAAGUGUGCGUCGCAUUGUGCAGGAUGUUAAGGAUGAGGGGGCGCCCAGCGGCAUGACCCGUGACGAGGUCAUCGAGACAAACGAACGCCUCCGGUCGCUGCGUCUUCGCCUCGAAGAGUCCUACGAUACAGCAAAAAACGCGCUUAUCGCGCUCAUGAACAAGUAUGGCGAUUCGAAGAGCCAACGCAACAUCUUUCAGCGCUAUCCCAUGCUCAAGCUAAUGAUAAAGGAUGUCAUAAGAUUGGAGACACAGUACUGGACGCUUGUUGACAUACCCCGCCAGGAGAAGCAGGAGACGGUGCCCUCGUAUGUGAUGCGUGCCUGCUCCAUCAUGGAGAAGACCCAAAAGUCCGGCGAGGGUGUGAAAACGUCGGCGAAACUGGCCGAUGAGGCAGCCGAGCGUAGGGAGCGCAUGGAGCGACUGGAACAUAUGACAACCGCACAAAUCGAGCACGAGAACACCCAACUGAUUAAUGAUUUGUAUCGUCUGCUAAAGAAGUAUCUGGGACUGCGCCAUUUGAUACGCGUCCUGAAGGAAGAGUAUGUCAGUUCAAAGAUGUAUCCUAUUUUUCCACGCUACACAAUGCUGAAGGACAUGAUAAAGGGCAUCAUGCACGACCCCGACUACAUGGAGGUGUGCCAUGAAACGCUGGCCAACUCCAACUGAGCCGAGGGCACCGGAAAUGGCAGGCGUCGCAUGAGUGUCAUUUGAGAGUGCCACACACUACCACACGGACAAUGCUUCGCAGCAACACUGCUGCCGGCAGUUGCGUGUGUGUGAGUGUAUGCUGGUUUUGCAUGCAAGUUUCUGCCAUUCCGCAUAUUUUUAGCAAUUUCCAACGAUUUUCAUUCGUGGACCGCCCGGGGAAGCCCUGCGGAGCGCCACGAACCUUCCACCAUAGUUAGAUAGAAAUCUGUAGCUAAUUCUAGCCAACUGUACGGCAAUUGAACUAACUAAGUAACCAACCAACUAACUAGCUAACUAACAGCCCCACCACAGCAGUACUAUACAAAUCGCAGGCAACACUAACAAAAGCAGACGACACCACAUAAACUAUUAACUGCAACAACAACUUGAAACCAUGUUUAUACCUAACAAUAAGAAAACGUAAACGGACAAACAAAAGAAACGCAUUUAUUUUAAUGAACUUUUGAAAUGGGAAUAUUUAACAACAACUUAACAGACAAUUGAAUAGCGACUAACACAAAAUACAAACAAAAACAAAAACCAAAUUGAAUUGAAUACAAAAAUCAAUAGAUAUUGUAUAACUAUAUGAA
Messenger RNA from Scaptodrosophila lebanonensis, 2009 nucleotides. RefSeq lists its product as uncharacterized. The record is from RefSeq and is a predicted model, not a curated record. Bases 1 to 1398 code for a protein of 465 amino acids. NCBI's taxonomy places the organism in Eukaryota, Metazoa, Arthropoda, Insecta, Diptera, Drosophilidae. The transcript is spliced from 6 exons.